Molecule: messenger RNA, 7307 nt
Organism: Myxocyprinus asiaticus (Chinese sucker)
Lineage: Eukaryota; Metazoa; Chordata; Actinopteri; Cypriniformes; Catostomidae
Gene: nectin4b
Product: nectin cell adhesion molecule 4b
Exons: 11
Coding region: 1434-3239 (601 amino acids)
Biological process (GO): homophilic cell-cell adhesion; heterophilic cell-cell adhesion
Cellular component (GO): adherens junction
Source: RefSeq, a predicted model, not a curated record
UAUAAUUUCGUGGUAGUGUAAUAAACUAUAGAAACAGGAAAAAAUAACUAAACAUUUUUGCGAUGCGUCCAAUACAAAAAAUCUGAUAUAUAAUUAUAUAUGUCAAGCACAUAAAUUAAAUAUAUGUUCAUAUAUGUUUUUCACUGAUUUAAAAGUUGCGUACUUUUACAUAAUAUGGAACAUAUAUUUCAAAAUACUACAAAAAUUGCAGUUUUCAUAGAGGUAAGAGGUAUUUUCCCAAAUACUAGUGGAAUUUGAAUAUGUACCUAUAUGUUGAAAUAUAAAUAUAUAUAUGAACUAUAUUUUUUCAUACAUGCUCAUAUGGCCAUAUGUCAGAUUUCUGUAUGGGUUUCCCCAUUAGAUGGCGCUAUAAAUAAUUUAAACUGAUAAUAUUCUAGUUACCUAAGAAAAGAACUUAAUCAAUUAUAUAAUAAAUGUAACUCUCAUUAAUAAAUCAUAUUCUUAAAAUCCACAUUCUUAUUUUAAACUUAUUAAUUUAUAAACAGUGAUAGUUUAAUUUAAAAAUAAAAAUAAGUAAAUUAUAGCUCUAAUGCAGGUUGCUGUAUUGAUCACCUUUAAGUGUACAGAUAUAGGCAUAUACAUUUAAUAAUAAUGCACCAUAGAGUGUAUGUAAUGCAAACAUAUUCAGGUCAUUGACUGGAGAAUUUGUAGUAGUCGUUUUCCAGAGGAGCCUUACAAAACACUAACAAAAAAGCACCAAAAAGUAGUAUGUAUAAUAUGUAUAAUUACCAAUAAUAUGAUAUCCUAUAAUAUUCUCUGAAGUACAAUGUAUAUACUGUAUCAUGCUACAGCUACUUGAAUUUGGUAAUCAUGUUCCUGCAUCUAUAAUGACAGCACACACUCUCUUCUUUAACUGUUCAUAAGAAACUGAAGAAUUUGCAUGUGAACUGGUUUGUCUUGUUCACACAUCUACAGAUCACACAAACACUGAAAAAAAACUACACGUCCGCUUUAAAUAAAAAUGUUGUUAGUUCGUAAGUGAGUAUCACUAGUAGCCUUAGCAAUAAAUAAAUAAAUAAAUAAUCAAUAAGCCUAAAUUGACUUUUUGCAAUAGUGGGAAAAACAAUAUAAUCUCAGUGUGCGCAUGCGCGUGUGGUGGGUGGAGCUCGAGCACAGGUGUUUCAAACACUCACCUGUCACAUCAGCAGAACGAAUGACCGCGAAAUCUCUCUCAUCUUCAUAUGAUCAAAUAACUACAAACAUGAGUUCAGACAUUUGUUUAUCAAACUCGGAAUAUUCCUGUGAAAGUUCAGGUUAUGUUUCGUGACAGAACUGCACCUGUACUUUUAUCUUUUAUUUUUCUUAAGUUUGUAUUUCUUUAAGGUGUUGGCACGCGGUGGAUCUUGAUGAAAACGAAUAUCAUUAACGGUGAUCUGGAUUAUUAUAUUAUACCGGAGUGAAAGAGGAACCGGAUGAGAAACAUUAUGAGAUGUGAAGCGAAUAUAAACUGCAGACUGACAUAUAAAUCAAACAACAUGACUAAACUACUGACCUGCACCAGUAUAUUCUUUUACACAACAGUGGUGUGUGUUCACGGUGAGUUCAUCGAGCCGCCUCCUUCAGUGUCGCUGCGCUCUUUCUCUGACACACUAACACGGCUGCCGUGUCGGUUUGCGGUGGACGGGGACGAGCGAGUCGUGCAAGUGACCUGGUCAAGACAGAAACCUGGAGGAGAGAGAGAACAAAUCAUCAUUGGACACUUUACUGAGGGACCCAAAGCGUCUCCUGAUUUUGUGAAUCACGUUCAGUUUGAGAGUUCUGAGCCGACUCUGGAUUCAACACUGUUGAUUCUGAACACAAAGAAAGCCGAUCAGGCCACAUACACCUGUCACAUCUCAACAUUUCCCUCCGGAAACUUUGAGAGACAGAUCGGUCUCACCGUCUGGAUUUUACCAGUCUCCUCGCUGGAGCCGGUAAUCCUGCAGGAAGGACAGUCGUUCCGAGUGGCUGCUACCUGCCGUUCGGUUGGCCACCCACCGCCGCGCCUCUCCUGGGACACGGACAUUCCCGGCCAGUCACAAAACUGGACUGGAGAGAAUGCCGUCGUGACCUCGCAGUUCUCCCUGCACCCUCUGCGCAGCAUGAACGGUGGUCGUCUGGACUGUCUUGUGUGGCAUCCGGCUUUGGACGGCCCGCGUAGACUACAAAACAACUUGAUCAUCCAUUUUCCUCCAGAUGCAGAGAUCGAUUCUUCUGGUUCCUGGAGCUUUGGUCACACAGGGGCGGCGCUCAAGUGUGUGGUUAAAGGAAACCCGCUGCCACAAAACACCACCUGGUCCAGGAAGGAAGGACAUUUGCCUGAUGGAGUUUUGGUUAAGGGUGAUAAGCUGGUCUUCAGUCGACCUCUGAAUGUGUCAGAUGAGGGUGUGUACGUCUGUCAGACUGCAAACAGUGUUGGGAUGGUUAAAGCAGAGUUUAAAGUGGAGAUUGAAAGACAGACGGAUGGAUUCACAAAUGCUAUCAGGAGUCAACCAGAGACCCUCCUCAUCAUUUUGGGGGCAUCUGUCACUGGGGGUUUGGUGGUUGUCAUGGUAAUCGUCAUCAUUUUCUUGAACUGUCACCUUAGACGAAAGAACAGGAAGUUGAAAAGGGCACUCAGCGUGAGAACAGAGGAAAUGAUCAGCCUCUCACGACAGGCGUCCAUGAGAAGACUCAACUCCAUCAACUCGGAUCCCAGAAUACAGCCUGAAGAGAGCUCGUUGAUUCGAGCGGACAGUGUCAUGAAAAACAGUGUUUUAUCAAUCGAGGAUCACUCCAACCUGAGUGACCCGAGAGGACGACACUCCGAUGGAGAGUAUGACAGUCUCGGGCGCCCUGCGAUAUAUAUGUCGUACCGGCCGGAGCGAGCCAGUGUACGGCUGAGAGAGGAAGAGAGAAAGGAACGCAUAUACAGAGUCGAAUCUUACGUGAGGUCCAGCAACAUUUCUCUGGAUUCUGGUCUUCACCGAGAUCAAAGUUCUCCUCCGGCCAUGAGCACUGGUCCUGCUGGAGAUAAGGAGACGGGUGGAGAAGGGUGGAGACGAGGUUCUCGAAGAGAGAUUCACAGAGAGGAACGUGACCAGAGAGAUGGAGAAGACAGAAUUCCUGAAGGAGAAGAAGGAAACUCUCAUCAGUUAUCCGAAGCCAUAACGAACUACUUCCAGUGCAGUAACGGUGGACUCACUCCAAAGGCAAAUCCAAAUGCUAUCAUACUACACCCACGAGGACAAAUGAUCUAGUGAACUACAAAUGGUGAUGUUUGAACUCCAGGAAUGAAGAUGUAAAUAAAGUGUUUGGAAUAUUUAGUUUUAUCGUCUCUAUGAUCACUACACAGGCUGUUAAAGGGAUAAUUUAUCCCAAAAAUUAAAAUAAUGUUAUCAUUUAGUCGCUCUCAUGUUUGUCCAAAACAGCAGGAUGUUCGUUCUUCUGUGGAACACAAAAGCAGAUAUUUAGCAGAAUGUUCAUGCUGCUCUUUUCCUUUCAAUGAAGGCAUAUAGUGAGCAGGGGUCGGAUUCACAAAAAUGUUAAGAAUAUUUAUAAACGUUGCUGGUUUAAGAAAGAAUAUAAGAACAUUCUUAAUAACCGGGAAUACAAAAUAUUCAGGAAUGUCAUCCAUACUACUCGUGUGCUAUAAUUCCUAAAUGGUUGCUAGGUUGUAUGCAGUUGCUAGGGUGUUAAAGUGAUAGAAUAAAAAGAAUGAUGUAAAGAUAGCAAAAGAAAGUGAUGGAGUGAUGGAUAGGAAGGAUGAGUGGUGGAGUUAUAGGAUGUAGAUUGAAUCCUCUAAAGGAGUUAUUACAGGAAAAAGUUUUCAUACCUUGAAUGGAAGUCAAAAUGACAUGAGGCCUUUUCGGAAGUCCGAUACUGGAAUACCGUAAUUCCGAUCAGUUAGAAAAGAUAUAGCACACUAUUCGGGAUUAGUCUGAAGGUCUGUGCAGAGUUUGGUGCAUGUAGCUUAAAAGCUCUACUUGGUUGCUAGGGUGAGCUCAGUUGGUUGCUAGGCAGUUUCCAGAGUGAUACUAACAAGGCUGCUUGCUGGCCUGAGUCAUACGAGCCAACAAUGAAGUCUUUAUGAUAUUCUGAUCCGGAGAUAUCGAUCUAAGCUCAUUUUAAUGGAAGUCAAUGGGUUUUGGUUGCUAGGGUGAACUAAAUGGUUACUAGGGUGUGGCUAAGUAUUGUCCAGCAUGAAAUGUAAAAUCUAAAGGCGCCUUUCUGAGUCAAAUAAGCCAAAGUUGAAGUCUCUGCGAUGUUGUGGUGCAGAGAUAUGUGUUUUGCUACACGGUUGCUAGGGUAAGUCCAUCUGGUUGCUAGGAAGUUGCCAGGGGAUCCUAAAAAGGCUGCUUGCUGGACUGAGUGUAAUGAGACAAACCUGAAGACUCUAUGACAUUCUGAUCAGGAGAUAUCCAUCUAAGCCAUUUUGAAUGUCAGUCAAUGGGUUUUGGUUGCUAGGGUGCUUUUCCUCACAAACUGACCCCUUUCUUUCUCUGUAGAUAUCGACGAAAUAUCUACAUAUAGUUUUGUGAAAAAGAAAACACUGGCUGUAUGACAGUAUUUACCGUGAAUCUACUUUGGAACAAUAUUUAUUGUGAAUACUUAAUUGAAAUUAAUUGAAAUAUUUUCUCUAAUCUAAUAAUGCGAGGAAGUAAACACUGAUAUUGUGUAGAAAAAAAUACAGCCUGUUAAUUAAAUAUAAUGUAAAUAUAUUUCAGAGAAUAUUUUAAUGAUUUGUUGUGGCUUUAGUACAAUGACAAAUAAAGGCCAAUUAUUUAAUUUUGGUAAUAAUAUGCAGUCUAAAUAUCAAGCUUACAAUUUUUCACACAUGGUAAAAACAAUUCAUUAUACAUUAAAAUAUCUACAGUGGCAAGAAAAAGUAUGUGAACCCUUUGGAAUUAGCUGGUUUUCUGCAUUAAUUGGUUAUAAAAUGUGAUCUUAUCUUCAUCAAAGUCACAAGUAUAGACAAACACAAUGUGCUUAAGCUAAUAACACACAAUUAUAAUCCAUGUCUUUAUUGAACACAUCCCAUUAAACAUCCACAGUGCUGUGGAAAAAGUAAGUGAAUCCUUAGUUUAAUGACGUCAAUAAAAUCUAAUUAGAGUCAGGAGUUGCAAACCUGGCAUCCAAUUAAUGAAACGAGAUUGGAGGUGUGGGUUAGAGCUUCUUUGACGAAGCAUCUGCUGACGUGGGUUACAAAGGGUUGCAAAGUUAUCUUGAAGAGCUUAGAUAUUCAUCUGUCCACAGUUAGACAAACUGUCUAUAAAUGGAUGAUUUAGUACUAUAGGUACUCUCACUAGAAGUGGCCGUACAGCCAAGAUGACUCAAAGGACACACUGCAGAAUGCUAAAUGAGAGUGACUGAUAAAGACCUGAAGGAAUCAUUGGAACUGGUUAACAUCUCUGUUCAUGAGUCUACUAUACAGAAAGCAUUAAACAGGUAUGGUGUCCAUGGCAGGACACGAUGAAGGAAGCCGCUGCUUUCAUACAAAAACAUUUCUGUGUGCCUGAAGUUUGCCAAAGACCACCUUGACACUCCACAACACUACUGGGAAAAUGUUUUGUGGACUGAUGAAAGUACGGUUGAAUUGUUUGGGGAAAAUAUGCAGCACUAUGUAUGGCAUAAAAAGGGCACCACAUACCAACAUGAAAACAUCAUCCCAACUGUGAAGUACGGUGGAGGGAGCAUCAUGAUUUGGGGCUGCUUUGCUGUUUCAGGGUCUGGACCGCUUGCCAUCAUCGAGGGAAAAAUGAAUUCCCAAAUUUAUCAAGAUAUCCUACAGAAUAAUGUCAGGGUGUCAGUGCGCCAGCUGAAGAUCAGUAGAAGUUGGGUGAUGCCGCAGGACAAUGACCCUAAACAUCAAAGUAAAUCCGCUACAGAAUGACUUUAGAAAAAGAAAAUCCUCCUUUUGGAGUGUCCCAAUCAGAGCCCAGACCUUAACCCAAUAGAGAUGCUGUGGAAUGACCUCAAGAGAGACAUUCACAACAGACAGCAUAAGAAUAUGACUGAGCUGAAGCAGCUCUGUAAGGAAGAAUGAUCCAGAAUUUCUUCUGAAUCAGAAACACUUGGUUGAGGUUAUUGCUGCCAAAGGAGGAUCAACCAGUUAUUAAAUCCAAGGGUUCACUUACAUUUUCCACAUCACUGUGAAUGUUUAAUGUGAUGUGUUCAAUAAAGACAUGAAGGAUUAUAAUUGUUUGUGCGUUGUUAGCUUAAGCACAUUGUGUUUGUCUAUAUUUGGUAACUUCAGUGAAGAUGAGAUCACAUUUAUGACCAAUUAAUGCAGAAAACCAGCUAAUCCCAAAGGGUUCACAUACUUUUUCUUGCCACUGUAGCUAGCUUUAUAUUUUAAUGCAAGGGCAUCAUCAUACAGUAUUUGGGGUCUAAGGCAAUAAACAGUUUUUGAGCUGAACAGCAUCUGUCCCCAUUCACUUUUAUUUCAUGGUAAAGAGCAGCGUGAACAUUCUGCCUAAUAUCUCCUUUUGUGUUCCACAGAAGAAAGAAAGUCUAAGGGUUUGGAACAACAUGAGGAUGAGUAAAUUAUGAACAACUAAAUCAAACUCCCUUAUGUAAGAGGAUGUGAUGGGAAAAUGAAGGAUUGCAAGAGAGUUUUCAAAGUCAUUCGCUGGAUUAUACGAGCAUAUCAGCUUCAAAGAGAUUUCAACAGUAUCAACAUGUGAUCUCAGACAAUUGAUGAGUCGUGUAUAUAAUUGCAGGUAUAUGCUGUGUGGUUUAAAUAUAUGCCUGAGAACACCUGCGCAUCUCUGCUGACUCAAACAUACUGACUUUAAAUGAAUCUACUGGACCAAGUCUGUGCGAAAGUUGUGUUGAUCGUAAUUUGUGCCUCUUCUAGACACCGUCUACCUCUGAAGAUCUCAUCACACAGUGCCAAGACUACAAACAUUUAAGAGAUAAUUAUAAGUAACCUAUUGGUGGUUUGACUUCCUAAAACAUGACAAAACGUUGUUCGUUAGAAUGGCACAUCAUCUUCUGGCUCAACCAGUGAUGUUAUUUUGGGCCGGGACUAGCUGUUUGGCCGACCAAUGGAGAGUUUAGAAAUCUAUUUGGAAACAUUUUUGGAAGUACGCCACUAGUGCCACAGAAAUGACACAUUUUACCAGUCAAGCUAGCUUCAGUGUGUUUAGAUAAUGGACAAAAGUCUGGAUUAGAGGAGAUUGUUGGCGGUAAAUCCAUUCCAGGUGUUGAACGCCAGUCUUCAGAUGUUCUUGUUUGAAGUUAUAAAUCCAUUAAUUGCCAGUUAUAUUUAGUAUUUGUAAUGCUGUAAUAAAUGAGUGUGGGAGAUCCUCUCUCAAAGAGAUGUA